Fusarium graminearum PH-1 is the source of this 731-nucleotide messenger RNA. RefSeq lists its product as uncharacterized. The record is from RefSeq and is a predicted model, not a curated record. Gene Ontology annotation, cellular component: mitochondrion. The transcript has 4 exons. Bases 46 to 564 code for a protein of 172 amino acids. Lineage: Eukaryota; Fungi; Ascomycota; Sordariomycetes; Hypocreales; Nectriaceae.
CACGUCAGAGCAAUUGGACGCCGACGAAUUGUCCCAUCGGCCGAGAUGCUCCCACAACGAAUUGCGCGGGCCUCGGCCCUGCGUAGCGGCAUGGCAGCUGCUCGACGACUUCCUACGAUCCAGCGCCGAACAUUCCUCCCCGAUCAGUACACCGACAAGAAGGUCAUUGAUCAGAAGUACCCCGAGGCGCCCAGCAUGACCGAGGCGGAGGACCCCGGAAUGAACGGCGGCUACAUCAACCCACCCCGAAUUAAGCGACAGUUCCGUGACCCUCACGGCAACUGGUGGGAUCCCCAGGAGCGACGAAACUUUGGUGAACCCAUUCACGAGGAUAACGAUGUUUUGGGAAUCUUUUCUCCCUGGGAGUACACUUGGACCACCGCCGGUCCCGGUGCCGUCAUGGUCGGAACCUUUAUCGCCGUUUUCAUGAGCGUCACUGGAAUUGUUUAUCUUAACUACCCCGACCGCCCGGCCUACCCCCGAGCCUUUGAGGGUGGUCUGGAGCGAGAGCUUGGUGGACCAGGAGCUACAAGGGCUCGUAUGGAGGGAGAUGAGGAUCCUUAAGCAAUAUGCGUUUGUACAUAAAGAAAUGGAAUGCAAGAGAUUGAAUCGCGUACAAGGAAUUGUGAUGUACAAUGGUAUGACUAAACAGGACUAUUAACAUCGUAGGCAGUCAGGUGGGUUGCAUAAAAACCAGUGCUGAUUUAGUGGUUAAUAUAAAUAUUAGAUCA